AUGUUUCACUACCAUUAUAUACCUGUGGGCGAUAACUUUGAACGUGCUCUUCCUAUGCUGACACUCAAUAAAGUAGACCUUGUUGAGCAAGUGUUUGGUAGACCUGUAAGCCAUUAUGCGCACAGAGCAGAUGUAGUACGCUUACAGGUAUUACAAGAAUUUGGUGGCAUUUAUCUUGAUCUUGACGUGAUUUCCUUAAAGCCACUUGACCAUUUACUUGACCGCGAAUUCAUUAUGGCUCAAGAAGGCAUUGAUGGUGCUGUUGGGUUAUGUAAUGCUGUGAUCAUGUCUCGUCCUCAUGCACGGUUCAUUCAGCGCUGGUAUGCUACCUAUGCUUCGUUUGACUAUAAUGACUGGAAUUAUCAUUCAGUUGUCUUGCCUGGUAAAUUAGCACCUUAUUUUAACAAGGAAAUCACUGUCUUGAAUCAUACUGCAUUCUUUUGGCCGCUAUGGGAUAGCCAUGGACUACGUACGCUCUAUCUCGAAAAGAGUUAUGAUUUCUCAGCCAAUUUAGGCACACAUAUCUGGGAGUCAGCUGCCAAUAAGAACCUGAUGAAAGAUUUAAGCCAAAAAGUGAUUAUGGAGAUUGACAAUAGUCUGUAUUGUCAACUGAGACCUUUUAUGUUGGAUGGCAAGCCAGAUCCUCGACCAGGUUCAUGCCGUAUCCUAUCCCAUUCUGAGAGAAUAGAUCAGCUUGUAGGAUAUUGGCCCUUAUUUGACCAACAAGCACAAGAGAUAGACCCUCUACCAGCAAAGGAUAUAUCCGGUAACCAUCUGAAUGGGUUAAUUCGUCAUGGUAAAUACACAGACACUGGUGUCUAUCUAUCUGGAGACACAAGUUAUCUGUUUCUUCCUAUGCCUACACAAACAAUGGCUCAACUCCUCACUGUCAGUUGGUGGAUGAAGACAGCAACCAAGCAAGAUGGACGUAUGGUGAUGGUAGUCCAAACAGACCAUGGAAGGAUCUGUAUUACAACACAUGCGAUACAAAAUGGUCUCUCACUUCAAGUCAAGACAUUACAAAGAAAUGAUGCAUGGGCAUGGACUCCAGUACAAGACUUGCAUGUUCGACCUUCUCUUUACACUGUGAAUGAUGGUCAAUAUCACCAGUAUAUAUUUGUGAUAGAUCAUUCAGCCAACACAAGAGGUCAGCCUGCAUUGGUGUUGUACAUGGAUGGCUAUGUGGUAGCAAGUCGAGUAGAUUGGAGGUUGCCACCCUCUAUGGGGUCUGUUGUACGAGGCAUUUGGUUUGGUUCUAUUGAACCCUUAAAUGACAAAUACCAAGAUCCUUGGGACAAUUCUGUUAGUUUAGAAGCUGAAUUUAGAGACAUUCAGAUUUGGGAAAGAGGACUUGAUGUUACUGAAGUUGUUCAACAUACAAAUACAACUAACAAAGUCAGUAAAAAGAAGAACAAGACAAGCAGUAUUCCAUCUAAAUCAACAAAUACAAAUGAACCAGAACAACAAGACCAUGAAGAAUUAUGGGUAGACGAUCAACUAGAUGAUUAA
Gilbertella persicaria is the source of this 1509-nucleotide messenger RNA. RefSeq lists its product as uncharacterized. NCBI's taxonomy places the organism in Eukaryota, Fungi, Mucoromycota, Mucoromycetes, Mucorales, Choanephoraceae. The record is from RefSeq and is a predicted model, not a curated record. The coding region runs from base 1 to 1509 and encodes 502 amino acids. The transcript is spliced from 2 exons.